GAGUGACAAACAUGGCAGGCAGAGUUGGGAAGCAGAGUCGUCCCACCUCUGGAACUGGAAAUGCCAACAGAAAAGGUGCUGCCGACCAAGAAGAAGAGGAGCAGCCUCUUCAGGCUGUCCUAAUUGCCGACAGUUUCAACAGGAGAUUCUUUCCCAUUUCAAAAGAUCAGCCAAGAGCUCUUCUGCCGCUAGCCAAUGUGGCUAUGAUCGACUACACCCUGGAGUUCCUCACUUCCACUGGUGUCCAGGAAACCUUCGUCUUUUGUUGCUGGAUGUCCAAUAAAAUAAAAGAGCACUUGCUGAAGUCGAAAUGGUGUCGUCCCACCUCCCCGAACACGGUACACAUCAUCACGUCUGACCUGUACCGCUCCCUUGGGGACGUGCUGAGGGACGUGGACGCCAAGUCCCUCGUGCGCUCCGACUUCCUUCUGGUCUACGGGGACGUGGUGUCCAACAUCGAUGUCACCCAGGCCCUGCAGGAGCACCGGCACCGCCGUAAAGUGGAAAAGAAUGUCUCGGUGAUGACAAUGAUAUUCAAAGAGUCCUCGCCUGGCCACAAGUCCCGCUGCGAGGAGGACAACGUCAUCGUCGCCAUGGACAGCAAGAGCAGGCGCGUGCUUCACUACCAGAAGACUCACGGGCUGAAGAGACUGCAGUUCCCCAUGAACAUAUUCCACAGUGGGAGUGAUGAGUUUGAAAUACGACAUGACCUUCUGGACUGCCACAUCAGCAUCUGUUCCCCGCAGGUUGCAGAGUUGUUCACAGACAACUUUGACUACCAGACAAGGAAUGACUUUGUACGUGGGAUCCUGGUCAACGAAGAGAUCCUGGGGAACCAGAUCCACCUGCAUGUGACGGCGGAUGGCUACGGGGCGCGCGUGUCCAACCUGCUGAUGUACGACGCCGUCUCCUCGGACAUGGUGCGGCGCUGGGUGUACCCCCUCACCCCUGAGGCCAACUUCACCGACCAGGAGGGCCAGGGCUGCACGCACUCGCGCCACAACGUGUACCGCGGCGCCGGCGUCAGCCUGGGCCACGGCAGCCAGAUGGAGGAGAACGUGCUGAUCGGCCGGGAGACCAGCAUCGGCGCCAACUGCCACAUCUCCAACAGCAUCAUCGGCAACAACUGCACGAUCGGGGACAAUGUGGUCCUGGAUCGGGCCUACAUCUGGAACAACGUCCGCAUUGCCAAAGGAUCGAAGAUCACGCAGUCUGUCCUGUGCGACAGCGUGGAGGUGAAGGAGGGAGUCACGCUGAACUGCCAGUGUGUCCUGGCGUACAACGUGGUUGUUGGCCCGAAUAUUUCUCUCCCGGAAGGCACCGUGGUGUCGAUGCAUCACCCUGAUGAGGAAGAGGAGGAAGAUGAGGACGAGUUUCUGAGCGACGAUGCUGCAGUCAGCAACAGCCAAGCCAAAACAAAACUCAAAGCCUUCAGUGCUGCCGAAGUUGGCACAGAGGGCAGAGGCUUCAUCUGGAGGGCGAGCAGCCUGCCGGAGGCAGAGGAGGAUGAACUGGCACAGUCCCUAUGGGGGCUGGAGUUGAACCCUGACCCGGAGAGUGACAGCGAGAGUGAGAUGAGCGAGGGCUCGCAUGACCCGGGAAGCCGUGGAGUGUCGCCCGAGCUGGACGAUGUCAAAGUAUUUCAGACAGAGGUACUGGGGACAUUACAGAGAGGCAUGGAGGAGAACAUUAGCUGUGACAAUCUGGUGCUGGAGAUCAACUCUCUGAAGUAUGCCUACAACAUCAGUCUGAAGGAAGUGAUGCAGAUCCUGACAAAGGUGGUGCUGGAGUUCCCUUUCCAGCAGCAGGGCCCCCAACUGACAGCCGCCCAGUACUGCUCUCUGCUGCUGCCGCUGCUGAAGAAAUGGGCUCCUGUCUUCAAGAACUACAUUAAGAGAGCCCAGGACCAUCUGGACUGCCUGGCAGCCAUGGAGGAGUUCUUUCUAGAACACGAGGCCUACUGGGGAGCCAUGGUGAAAGUCCUGAUGAGUGUCUACCAGCUGGAGAUUUUAGACGAGGAGGCCAUAAUGCGCUGGUUCUCUCAUGGCGUCACUUCAGAUAAGAGCCGCCUACUUCGCAAGAACCAGGGGCUUUUGAAGUUCAUCCAGUGGCUGGAGGAGGCAGAGGACGAGUCAUCGGAGGAGGAGGUGGAUGCCGCGUAAGCUGGGGGGGGGACGUCUUGGGAACAGCCCCUCGGAGUGGUGGCCCCAUACCUGCAAAGCGAGAACUGGGGUCACGUGGGGGUGUGCGGGCAGGCCUGUCAAAGGAGCCUGUGGCGUGUGGUAUUGGCUUGCAUUCAGUUCUCUUCUUGUUGGGUCAUUGCUUUUUUAACUUAUUUUGUACAAUGCAGACUAGCUUAUUUCAAACAGACAUGAAAUAUGAAGGUAGAAAGGGCUCUCUGUGAUGAUCUGAUAGUGAGCCCUUUUCCCACAAAUGAACAAGGUGAUCUUUUUAGUGAGCAUGUUGAGUAAGAAUGGUUAUAUUAUAAUAACUGCAUUGUAAAAAUGUUAACUCAGCAAAAAAGGGAUACCCUGCUGGCACCAAAUUCAUAAAGAUACAGCAAACUGCAAGAUAGUUAUUUUUGUCAUUGCCUUCUUAAACACUGAGGUCCAAACCUAAGGCUGAGGUAUGAACAACUCAACCAAAUACAUUUUCUGUUUAAUGAAAAUGUAGAGUUAUUUAAGUCUGGUCUUGAAUGAACUGUGACUGUUGGGAUAAAAUUAGACAUAUUAUGGAUUAUUGCUGUGGUCAUCAAAGCAUAACUACAUGCUUUGCUCAGACAGUUACUGCCAGUGGCAUAUUACAAUUAUAACUCCCCUCGGUGCCUUUUUGGAUGCUAUGAAUUUUAAUCUGUUUCAGACAACAGUUACCCGUAGGCCAGUAAAAAUGUCUUGCAGUUGAUUUUUGUCAGUUGCCUCUUGAUAUGUGUGCAAAAAGGGUGAAUUGUAGGUCAGGUUUGGCUAACUUCACUCCUGGACAGGCUGAUAUCUUUCAGUCAGCAGCUGAAUGACACCCAGCAUAACACGAUUCAAGCUCCUGAUUGAUUCUUCAUUCCUCUUGUGAGAUGCAGACCUCAGUUGUUGUGAAAACCAGCUCUCCAGGACUGAAUUCAACCACUCCUGCCCUACAUCAUUGCAGUUCAUUCAUACUAUAAUAUGUAAUGUCAGUCCCCUGAAAAACAAAAUUCUAAAGACAGAAAACUAAAAAUUAAAUAAUAUCAUGGAAAAGGUCGUGUUCCAGAUGUAUUAAUCCAUGGAUCUACAGUGUGGAUGGGUGGUGAAAAUGCAAGUUUCCAUGGGUAAAAUCAGCAAUUAUGUUACCAUGCCAUACCACAGUACUUUGCCACUGUCCUUUGACAUUGUAACCUGAACAUGGCGCUCAC
This is a messenger RNA of Megalops cyprinoides (Indo-Pacific tarpon), 3382 nucleotides long. It is a transcript of the gene eif2b5, whose product is annotated as eukaryotic translation initiation factor 2B, subunit 5 epsilon. NCBI's taxonomy places the organism in Eukaryota, Metazoa, Chordata, Actinopteri, Elopiformes, Megalopidae. Gene Ontology annotation, cellular component: eukaryotic translation initiation factor 2B complex. The coding region runs from base 12 to 2162 and encodes 716 amino acids. The transcript is spliced from 16 exons. The record is from RefSeq and is a predicted model, not a curated record. Gene Ontology annotation, biological process: biosynthetic process. Gene Ontology annotation, molecular function: guanyl-nucleotide exchange factor activity; translation initiation factor activity; translation initiation factor binding.